Messenger RNA from Puntigrus tetrazona (Sumatra barb), 5401 nucleotides. It is a transcript of the gene ppargc1a, whose product is annotated as peroxisome proliferator-activated receptor gamma, coactivator 1 alpha. Gene Ontology annotation, biological process: positive regulation of transcription by RNA polymerase II. Lineage: Eukaryota; Metazoa; Chordata; Actinopteri; Cypriniformes; Cyprinidae. The record is from RefSeq and is a predicted model, not a curated record. Gene Ontology annotation, molecular function: transcription factor binding; RNA binding. Gene Ontology annotation, cellular component: nucleus.
GUCAUGUGAUGGAAAGCAGUUGUAAGACAGGUGCCCUCGGUUCAUUGUCAGUGAGGGGCGCGAGGGAACGAGUGGAUUUUCUCUUUUGCCCGUGAUUUCUUUUUUAUUUUUUCGUACCGUCAUUCAGUGGCUGGAUGGCGUGGGACAGGUGUAAUCAGGAUUCGGUGUGGAGAGAACUAGAGUGUGCUGCCUUGGUUGGUGAAGACCAGCCCCUUUGCCCUGACCUGCCUGAGCUUGACCUCUCUGAGCUGGAUGUCAGUGACCUCGAUGCAGAUAGUUUUCUGGGAGGACUCAAGUGGUACAGCGACCAAUCAGAAAUCAUUUCCAGUCAGUAUGGCAAUGAAGCAUCGAACCUGUUUGAGAAGAUAGAUGAGGAAAAUGAGGCCAACUUGCUGGCAGUGCUCACAGAAACCCUGGAUAGUAUCCCAGUGGACGAAGACGGGUUGCCUUCGUUCGAGGCCCUGGCAGAUGGGGACGUGACCAAUGCCAGUGAUCAGAGCUGUCCUUCCACCCCAGACGGCUCGCCACGCACCCCAGAGCCAGAGGAGCCUUCCUUGCUGAAGAAGCUCCUCCUGGCGCCUGCUAACUCCCAGCUCAGCUAUAAUCAAUACCCAGGUGGCAAGGCACAGAACCAUGCAGCCAGCAACCAACGGAUCAGACCAACACCUGCUGUUGCCAAGACAGAAAACCCCUGGAACAGCAAACCACGAGGGUCCUGUCCAAACCGGUCCGUGAGACGCCCUUGUACUGAGCUGCUCAAGUACCUCACCUCUAGUGACGAGGCCUUCCAGACCAAAGCCAGGGAAGCCAAGAGCACCUGGACAGGUUGCUGCAAGGACAGGGGAGGGGCUUGCACGUCCUCCUGCUCAUCUUCUUCCUCUCCAUCGUCCUCGUCCACCUCCUCUUUCUCCUCCCUGUCGUCCUGCUCCUCUUCCACCGCCUCCAAAAAGAAGACGUCCUCUGCCUCCCCAUCAUCACAGCAGCAGCAGCAGCUGGCAGUGCAGGCCCAGCGAGCCAAACCCACCAUCUUGCCACUUCCUUUGACCCCAGAGUCUCCAAAUGACCACAAGGGAUCUCCGUUUGAGAACAAAACCAUUGAACGCACAUUGAGUGUGGAGAUCUGCGGAACCCCAGGUCUGACACCACCUACCACGCCUCCUCACAAAGCCAGUCAAGAGAACCCUUUCAAAGUAUCACUCAAAAACAAGCUGUCUUCAUGCUCUCCCUCGGCCCUGACAAGCAAAAGGCCCAGGCUGAGCAAUGGGGGCUCUUGCCCUCAGCCAACCAGCGGCUCUAUUCGGAAGGGCCCAGAGCAGACUGAGCUCUAUGCCCAGUUGAGCAAGGCCUCCUCCACAAUGCCCCUAGGGGGCUUGGAGGAGCGUCGGGGCAAGCGGCCCAUGCCCCGCGUCUUUGGCGAUCAUGACUAUUGCCAGUCCAGAAGCACAAAACGAGACAGCACCACCAUAGCUGCAGCGGUAACUGGGCCAAUGGAGGGCCGGCAUGUGGAAUGUAAAGACUCGAACAUGCCGACCUCCUGUACUUCUACAUCAUCGUUGUCUUCCGCCUCCCCUUCGUCUUCCUCCUUGGCCAGGCACCUUCAGGGCCUUUCCUCCAAAGCUCAGGAGGCUUGUCCGGACACGGAUGCUCACGGACAGGACCACGACUCCACUUCGGGCUCCAAAACGUCAGCGGAUGGCAGUUCUGUUGGAAGGAAACUACUUAGGGACCAGGAGAUCCGCGAAGAGCUCAACAAGCACUUUGGAAAGCCUCAACAAGCCUUCUAUAGCGGGGUAGUGGGAGAGCAGCGAGGCAUCGGGCCUCUCGAGGACAGUGACUCUGGGGACGACUACCCUGGUCUUCUUGAUGACUACAUACACCCGGGUCUGCCUGAUUUUGAGAACCUGGAGGUAGGCAGGGAGCGCCUGUUCUACUUAGGGGAAGGUUCACCACUCGAGCUGCUCCUCGAAGGGUCGCCUUCUAGCUCCCCUUCCAGCAGUUCAUUCUCAUGGAGCUCUCUCUCGCCUCCUUCCACUCAGCUCUCCCCACAGCACCUCCGCUGGCCACGCUCCAUCUCCCGCUCCCGCUCCCGUUCCACAUCUCACCACAGACGCAGAUCCCUCUCCAGGUCUCCGUACUCCCGCUCUGAGUCUCCCGACAGCCGUUCUCCCUCCUGGUCUCCUCGCAAUUUGGGCAAUAGCACUUUUAUUCCCAGGAUUUAUAGAAGCCCUCAGUCCCAGGCUCAAUCUAUUUUUGGUCGGAGACCCAGAUAUGACAGCUAUGAGGAAUACCAGCAUGAGCGUCUGAAGCGGGAAGAGUACCGACGUGACUAUGAGAAACGGGAAUGUGAGAGGGCUGAACAGAGGGAGAGACAACAUCAAAAAGCAAUAGAGGAGAGGCGAGUGGUGUAUGUGGGAUGUCUUCGCGCCAACAGCACACGCUCAGAGCUCAAACGCCGCUUUGAAGUCUUCGGCGAGAUUGAGGAGUGCACAGUCAACUUGAGACAUGACGGGGAUAACUUUGGCUUCAUCACCUACCGCUACACUUGUGAUGCGCUCGCUGCCCUUGAGAAUGGACACACGUUGCGCAGGUCGAAUGAGCCUCACUUCGAGCUCUGCCUUGGUGGACAAAAGCAGUACAGUAAAUCGAAUUAUACAGACUUAGAUUCCCAUUCUGACGACUUUGAUCCAGCCUCCACUAAAAGCAAGUACGACUCCAUGGAUUUUGACAGCUUGUUGCGAGAGGCCCAGUACAGCCUGAGAAGGUAAUGAGCUGCACCGCCGCACCGGCUGCCUGCGAAGAGAGGGAUUCGCAAUACCUCACUGUUGUUUCUCUUCUUUUGAAUACAAGACUACGAGACGUUUUACACUUUAUCGAAGUGGAAAGAGUAUAUAUAUAUAUAUAUAUGGACGAAAAAGCUCUACGUUUAUGAAGGGAUAUCUACGUGUAUCUGCAAGCAAAGUUUACAUGAACCUAGCUGCUGGGAGAGACUUUACCUGUGGGAAUAGCCAGUGAAGUAGCCGACGCUGCUUUAGUGGACUACACAGAUCCGCGUGGAAGGCUCUGGAAGAGACAGAUCUUCGUCGGAGCCGGCUCCACGCGCCCCCCAUCGCCCUCGGCACUUCUGAGAGGUGAAGAGCGCAGCUCGUUCGGUCGGUUUUUAUUGUUUGGAGUUUAUUUUUGCGGGCUCUUUCCGUUCCUUUUUUUAAUCUGGUUUGGGGAGAAUCUCUCGGAGGUGACAUGGUCUACAUUUACCGAGGGGGUGAGGGGUGGAUGUAGUCGCCUAUUUACAAAACGAAUAUUUUUAUUUGACGUGCAUAUCAGCGUUCUUAGUUUGUUACAGCUAUGCACUGUAAAAUGCAGCCUUUUUAAGACGAAAUUUUCUUAAUCGAGAAUGUUGAUCUGUAGUCAUUACGAUGAUGUGUAACCUACAUGGCGUUUAGAUGACGUGAUUUGAUUGUAAAAAUACGUAUGGAGAUUUGCCGCUCUUUUUUGGGGGAGCAUGCAACCGUCUUUUCCGUUUUUUAUUUCGACUCCAGUUUCAUCUCGAAGUUCGACUACUCAGUGUUUUCCGUAUAUACAUGCAGCGUGUAAGAUAAAGUUUAUGUUCACUAUUGUGUAUAAAAAAAAAAGACGAAAAAAAAAAAAAAAAAUAAGAAAAGCCCCGAGAUAUUUUUUUAUCCUUUGCGUCUUGAAGGAAUCGAGAGUUUUUAUUUAAUUUUUUUUCUGUGCACACGAAUCAUUGUUAUCGUUCUCGUUUGAUAAUACACUUUCACAAAGAGAUGAUUGCUCUUCUAACACAGAAUUACUCGUUGCUUAUUUAUGUAUUUAUCUCAGUAUUCUAAUCAAAAUAUUUAUGGCAGCCAUCUCACGUGAUGCGCCUUACAAAUUUUGCUAUUUAUAUUAUUUGUUAUUCAACAAUCACUGGAAAGGAUGUAAAUUUAAAAGUUCUAAGAAAUAUCGUUUUUAUAUAUGCCUUCGGAGAUAGAACAAAAACAUAUUGUAUGAUCACGUUUUAGGCUUACGAUGAACUCUGCUGCUCAGACUCGUUUGAUUUUCUAGCUCUGAAACACUUUCAUCCCCCCUUUUUCAUCUCUUUUUUUAUUACAUGAAGCAAUAAAAUGAUUUUGCAGGUAUUUUGUUGUACCACAGAGAAUCUGUGUCUUUGCUCCACACCUUUGAUUAUGUGAAUGCCAAACUGAAGUUUACAAUUUUUUUCUUUCCUGAAUUUUUUAAAAAGAAAAAAAAUAUGUAUUUGAUGUAAAAAAACAAAAAAAAUAUAUAUAUAUAUAUAUAUAUAUAUAUAUAUAUAUAUAUAUAUAUAUAUAUAUAUAUAUAUAUAUAUAUAUGUAUGUAUGAUCCUAAUCUUGUCAUUACUCACAAUAACAAAAAGUAAUAAUAAAUAUGAAAAAUGUGAAUUAAAAAAGAAAUAAAUAAAAAUAAAAAAGCAAUAAAUAUUUUUUCAAAUCUGUAUUUUAGCUCAUGUUGUUGUAUGGUUUUAGACAUGACAAAUUACCCAGACUCUGUUCAUUCCAGUGCCUCGACACAGAUCGACACAGAAAGAGCAGCUUGUGUGUGUGUGUGUGUGUGUGUGAGAGAGAGAGAGAGACAGAGAGUACGAAUCUAACACAAGCAAUGACUUAAAGGGUUAAAAAGCCAAAAAUUGCAUCUGUGAGCUCGAGUCUCUUUCCAAAGCGAGAGCUAUUUUUGUCUUUGCUGUGGUUUGAAGGUACCUCAGAGGAACUGUAAAUAAUUCAAAUCGCCCGAACACAACAGGCCCUUGUCACCGACACUCAAACUGACCUCUCUCUGUCAAUUAAAGACCGGUUCCGUUGUUGUGCCGAUCUGUUUUUGAAUGCGAAACCCACAUUGAAUUUCUGCACUUGGAGGCAUGGAGAGAGCGUGAUUUUCUGCACAGAGCUUGGGUAUGACGUCAUGUCGCGUGUGGCUUUAAUCGAUGCGACGCGUCCGUUGCAAAUCUGCUUUGUAAAUUGCUGUAGCAAUAUGUUACAACACCCGAUGGGGUGUAUCUUUUCGGAGUGGCGGACUUUUUACCAUAGUAAAAACUACCGAAGGACUCGCCACCGCUUUGGAUUUUUUUUUUUUUUUUUUUUCGUUUUCCUUUUUUUUUUUGGUGUUUCCAUGAAGAAGCAGAUCUAUCUAAAUGAGGCUGUGUGUGGUUUUGUGUGUGGAUUUGACAGAGUGUGUGUGUACUGGGGGUCAAGGGGACUGUGUUUGGCUGUUAUCUUCUCUUCGUCUCCUAUCCAUGUUGCCUUCUGCUGAGUCCUAACCAAUGCCUUUGUAGUUGUACGUAUUGUACAAUCUUUGUUGUGAAUUUUCGUUUUUUUUUUAAUGUGUAGUUUUCAUCAGCCUCACCAUGCCAAUAAAGGGAUUUGUGUCUAAA